Molecule: messenger RNA, 1582 nt
Organism: Sturnus vulgaris (Common starling)
Lineage: Eukaryota; Metazoa; Chordata; Aves; Passeriformes; Sturnidae
Gene: ADRB2
Product: adrenoceptor beta 2
Biological process (GO): regulation of smooth muscle contraction; norepinephrine-epinephrine-mediated vasodilation involved in regulation of systemic arterial blood pressure; adenylate cyclase-activating adrenergic receptor signaling pathway
Cellular component (GO): plasma membrane
Molecular function (GO): norepinephrine binding; beta2-adrenergic receptor activity
Source: RefSeq, a predicted model, not a curated record
AUGGCCGCGGCGGGGACGGAGCUGCCCGGAGGCAACGCCAGCGCCAACCAGAGCGCCGCCGACCCCACGGUGUCGCGGGACGUGUGGGUGGUGGGCAUGGGCAUCCUAAUGUCCCUGAUCGUGCUGGCCAUCGUCUUCGGCAACGUGCUGGUCAUCACGGCCAUCGCCCGCUUCCAGCGCCUGCAGACUGUCACCAACUACUUCAUCACCUCGCUGGCCUGUGCCGACCUGGUCAUGGGGCUGGCCGUGGUGCCCUUCGGCGCUUGCCACAUCAUCAUGGAGAUGUGGACGUUCGGGAACUUUUGGUGCGAGUUCUGGACCUCUGUGGACGUGCUGUGCGUCACGGCCAGCAUCGAGACCCUGUGUGUCAUCGCCGUGGACCGGUACUUCGCCAUCACCUCGCCUUUCAAGUACCAGAGCCUGCUGACCAAGGGCAAGGCGCGGGUGGUCAUCCUGGUGGUGUGGGUGGUGUCGGGGCUCACCUCCUUCCUGCCCAUCCAGAUGCACUGGUACAGGGCAGACCACGAGGAUGCCAUCCGCUGCUACGAGAACGAGAUGUGCUGCGACUUCUUCACCAACCAAGCCUACGCCAUCGCCUCCUCCAUCAUCUCUUUCUACGUGCCCCUCGUCGUCAUGGUCUUCGUGUACGCCAGGGUCUUCCAGGUGGCCAAGAAGCAGCUGCAGAAGAUAGACAGGAGCGAGGGGAGGUUUCACACCCAGAAUAAGGAGCAGGAGCAGAAAGGGGGAGCCGGGCACCGCCGCUCCUCCAAGUUCUUCUUGAAAGAGCACAAAGCCCUCAAAACCCUGGGCAUCAUCAUGGGCACCUUCACGCUGUGCUGGCUGCCCUUCUUCAUCGUCAACGUCGUGCACGUCAUCCAGGACAACAUCAUUCCCAAGUACGUGUACAUCCUGCUGAACUGGCUGGGCUACGUCAACUCUGCCUUCAACCCCCUGAUCUACUGCCGGAGCCCCGACUUCAGGUACGCCUUCCAGGAGCUGCUGUGCCUGCGCAGGUCCGCCCUGAAGAUGUAUGCCAAUGGCUACUCCAACAGCAACGGCAGGAGCGACUACAACGAGGAGGACAACGGCUACCCCCUGGCCGGGGAUAAAACCUGCGAGCUGCUCUGCGAGGAGGGCUCCUUCCCUCGCCCCCAGGACUUUUUGCACGGCAAAGAGAUCCCUGGAUGCCCAGGAAUGGUGGAGAGCUGAAUGAUUCCAAGUCCUGUUCCUCACCACCCUGAGCUCGUGAGGGCUCUGCAGAGAUGGAGUGGGAGCACAGCCUGGCUUCCCUGGUCCAGGGGAUGCUGUGGGAAGUGAUUGCCUUGGCAAAGGUCCCAACCCAUCACCCUCCAUGCAGCACCUCCAGGAGAAGCUGGGGAAGGACAACCAAGGGACCAGGAGAGGCUCUGGGAGCCUUGGGAAGAAGCUACAGGAACUGAAGGAGGGGGAUGUACAGUGAGAAAAGGUGCCAAGGGUGUUUCCCCCUUGGAAAAUCCCUUUCCAAAAAAAAAGAAACACCAGGCACACGUGUGGUGUCCAGCUGGUUUGGAAGAGGCACAGCCAGGGCUCAGGGCCGGGUCAG